Messenger RNA from Aspergillus pseudonomiae, 381 nucleotides. RefSeq lists its product as uncharacterized. Lineage: Eukaryota; Fungi; Ascomycota; Eurotiomycetes; Eurotiales; Aspergillaceae. The transcript has a single exon. The record is from RefSeq and is a predicted model, not a curated record. Bases 112 to 321 code for a protein of 69 amino acids.
AAGCGGAAAGCCUGCGCUUGUGGAUCCAGUGACCAACCAGCUAGUGGGCAACUGCCCAGUGCAUAAUCAAGCGUUAUGAAACGGUGGCACAUCAGCUGAGGCUUGCUUUGCAUGUGUGCCAUGAUAGGCAACAUGUUCGUCGAUCUGCGAAGCGGACUGCCUGUGUCCAGACGUCGCCAAGACUGCAGAAAAUUAAUCGAUAUUAGGAUGGGCGUCCAUGUUCCCCAGCAUGCGCGGCUUAGCGGUCUCAUCCACAGGCUACUUCACUCGAAGCGACAAGGAUCUGCAUGGUCAUUUAUAGAUUUCUUCUCCUGGUGGUGAUUAUCGGAUAAGAUUAUGUUUUCAAUCUCCGAGUCUAUGCCCUAUAUGAUUAUCUCGGCC